Messenger RNA from Aspergillus versicolor CBS 583.65, 998 nucleotides. RefSeq names its product sulfotransferase family protein. Bases 55 to 921 code for a protein of 288 amino acids. The record is from RefSeq and is a predicted model, not a curated record. NCBI's taxonomy places the organism in Eukaryota, Fungi, Ascomycota, Eurotiomycetes, Eurotiales, Aspergillaceae. The transcript is spliced from 4 exons.
GUCCCCAGCACCAGCCGAGUGCAGACCAAUGCCACCGAUCCAUUAUAUUUCAGGAUGGCAAACCAUAGAUUUUAUGACUACAACUGCAUCCAAAUGGAUAUUGAUCGCCGGAAGUGCCGGCGCAGUGUCUCUAUGGAGAUUUUAGCUCUCGGAAUGAGUCGCACUGGAACAGACUCCCUCAAGCAAGCCCUCUUAAUACUAGGCUACCACGACGUAUAUCACGGCUACUCCGCAACGUUAGAAAACCCGCGAGAUUACGAAAUGUGGCUGGCCGGCCUGCGUGCAAAAUACGACGGUACGGGGAAGCCAUUUGGGCGGCUGGAAUUCGACCAGCUUUUAGGCCACUGCCAGGUCGUAUCGGACCUCCCUGCGAUAUGCUUUUCGGAAGAGCUCAUUGCAGCAUAUCCCAAGGCAAAGGUCAUAUUAACCACGAGGGACUUGGAUAAAUGGCACGCCUCCAUGCGAAAAACCUUUGAGCCCCUGGUGGAUAGCUGGCUUGUACGUGUGCUCGAAAUGAUCGAUCGCGCCUUGUUGGGAAAAACACGGUGGAUGGGACGAACCUGGAGGAUGAUCUGGAAAAACGUCUUUGACGGCGAUUUUGAAAAGAAUGGUCGCCAGGCAUACAUGGACCACUAUGCUCUAGUCGAUGGGCUGGUGCCGAAGGGUGGCUUGUUACUAUUCGAUGUCCAUGAUGGCUGGGAGCCACUUUGUCGCUUCCUGGGACGCCCAGUCCCACCGAUCGAUUUUCCUACAGGAAAUACCGUCGAGACUUUCCACAGGCGGCUCGCUAGUGGUGUUUUGGCAAUGGUCUACUUUCAUGCGGCUAGGGUGUCUAAGGGCUUGCUGUUGCUCUCCUUUAUCUAUCUGGUAGUAGUGAAGGCAGGAUUCUCUGCGGUGGUGCUCGGAGAUAUAGAUAGUUAAGAAAUAAAUAGAGUAAUAGUUACUACUAGAUUAAGCUAUUAGUAACUCCAAUAGUAAAAAGAGUACGAAAAGAGAAG